GUAACCUUUGCAUAACACCCGGGGCCGGCGGGGGACGCAGCGGGCACAGCCCGCGGGACCGCGCUGCCCCUGCCACCGGCCGCGCUCCGGGAGCGGCCCGGCUCCUCAGCGGCUCCACCAAACUCCAUGGGAUAUAGCCCAAAGUGCCCCAAAGCCGCGGAGAGGGUGGCAGCAGCUCUGGUUGCACCAUGGCCGAGCCCAAGUCUGUGUGUGUUUCUGUGGACGAGGUGGUCUCCAACGGCACCGACACCCAGGACAUCCACCUCAUCAAUGGACACUUAAAAAAAGUGGACAAUGCUCUGACAGAAGCUCACAGGUUCUCCUACCUGCCCCGCAGGCCAGCUGUGAACAUUGAGUUCAAAGAACUGUCCUACUCCAUCCAGGAAGGGCCAUGGUGGAGAAAGAAAGGUUAUAAGACCCUUUUGAAAGGGAUUUCAGGGAAGUUCAGCAGUGGAGAACUCGUUGCAAUUAUGGGACCUUCAGGAGCUGGGAAGUCAACACUUAUGAAUAUUCUGGCAGGAUACAGAGAGACGGGGAUGAAAGGAGAAAUCCUCAUCAACGGGCAGCCGCGCGACCUGCGCUCCUUCCGCAAGGUCUCCUGCUACAUCAUGCAGGAUGACAUGCUCCUUCCUCACCUCACUGUCCAGGAGGCCAUGAUGGUAUCUGCUCAUCUGAAACUUCAAGAGAAAGAUGAAGGGAGGAGAGAAAUGGUGAAGGAAAUCCUGACAGCCCUUGGUUUGCUGACCUGUGCCAACACGAGGACUGGGAGCCUCUCUGGGGGCCAGAGGAAACGCCUGGCCAUUGCUCUGGAGCUGGUGAACAACCCCCCUGUCAUGUUCUUUGAUGAGCCCACCAGUGGCUUGGACAGUGCAUCAUGUUUUCAGGUGGUCUCUCUGAUGAAGGCUUUGGCCCAGGGUGGCAGAUCCAUCAUCUGCACGAUUCAUCAGCCCAGCGCAAAGCUGUUUGAGCUCUUUGACCAGCUCUAUGUUCUAAGUCAAGGUCAGUGCAUUUACCGUGGGAAGGUAACAAACCUUGUCCCUUACUUGAGAGAUUUGGGGCUGAAUUGUCCAACCUACCACAACCCAGCAGAUUUUGUGAUGGAGGUGGCCUCGGGCGAGUACGGGGACCAGAGCAGCCGCCUGGUCAGGGCGGUCAGGGAGAGGAUUUGUGACUCCGACUACAAGCGAGACGUGCCUGGGGAGCACGAGCUGAACCCCUUCCUGUGGCACCGGCCCUCUGAGGAGGACUCCUCCUCCACAGAAGGCUGCCACAGCUUCUCUGCCAGCUGCCUCACCCAGUUCUGCAUCCUCUUCAAAAGGACUUUCCUCACCAUCAUGAGGGACUCGGUCCUGACACACCUGAGGAUCACCUCACACAUUGGCAUUGGGCUGCUCAUCGGAUUGCUCUACUUGGGCAUUGGCAAUGAGGCCAAGAAAGUCCUCAGCAACUCGGGGUUCCUCUUUUUCUCCAUGCUGUUCCUCAUGUUUGCUGCUCUCAUGCCCACUGUCCUCACCUUUCCCCUUGAGAUGGGAGUAUUUCUCAGAGAGCAUCUGAACUACUGGUACAGCCUGAAAGCCUAUUACCUGGCCAAGACCAUGGCUGAUGUUCCUUUCCAGAUCAUGUUCCCUGUGGCCUACUGCAGCAUCGUGUACUGGAUGACCUCCCAGCCCUCGGACGCGCUGCGCUUCGUGCUCUUCGCCGCCCUGGGCACCAUGACCUCCCUGGUGGCUCAGUCGCUGGGCCUGCUCAUAGGGGCAGCCUCCACGUCCCUGCAGGUGGCAACUUUUGUUGGCCCAGUUACUGCCAUCCCAGUCCUGCUGUUCUCUGGGUUUUUUGUCAGCUUUGACACCAUCCCAACAUACCUCCAGUGGAUGUCCUACAUUUCCUAUGUCAGAUACGGGUUCGAAGGCGUCAUCCUCUCCAUCUACGGACUGGAUCGAGAAGAUCUGCACUGUGACAAAGAUGACACCUGCCACUUCCAAAAAUCAGAGGCCAUCCUGAAAGAACUGGACGUAGAAAAUGCCAAACUUUACCUGGACUUCAUCGUUCUUGGGAUUUUCUUCUUCUCUCUGCGCCUGAUUGCCUAUUUUGUGCUCAGAUACAAAAUCCGAGCGGAGAGGUAAAGGAGAAGCAGCUGAACCGAGGCAGUAGGAGAACUUUAGGCAUCAAAUAGAGGGCACUUGACAUUGUCUCACUGUGGCAGGCUGGUCCCCAGGCUGGGGACAGCCAGAUGCUGUCCUGACCGAGCCCAUGGAGAGCCACAAUGGGAUAGUGGACAUCCAGUGUUAAGCCAAUCAGUCCAGUUGGGUUGGGUCAUGUUUUCAUUACACUUUCUAGCUUUAACUAGGAAGAAGAACUAUAGAAGGGAAUUUUACACCACAGGAUAUCAAUGCAGAGGCAGUGUAACUGUCACAAGAAACCUGGCUGCAGGAGCUUUCCUUAUGAAAACCAAUUUUGGGAUAAGGUCACCAGGAUCCUGGUGGCCAGAAUAGUGUAAUGUCAUCUCUAGCUGACAGAUGAUAGUGAGAUGCAAAAUGAGAAAUGCAAAGAAAUAAGAUUAUCUCAUCUUUUUAAAUUUCAUCUUUGCAGUUUUCUAUGUAUUAUUUUGCAAUUCUUUUCCACAGAAUUACCCCCUUCUGGCUAAAAGUCUGUAAAUGUAUUAAUAAGGUAAAGAUAUCUUUUUAAUAUGGAUACUUUUUUAAAAGAAACCUAAAGCGAUUCAAGUAAUUAUUUUUGUUUCUGUCUGAAUUUAGAAUUCUGGUGCUUUACUUGUCGAGCUGGUCUCAUAUCUGAAAACUGUAAUAAUAGGAGGAAAAGGCAGAUUCUGAAUCUGCAUUAACCUGUGAUCCCAUUUGGAAGCAGCACUGGAUAGCACAUGCAGUUAGACAUGGUCAAGCUGUCACUGAACUGUUGAAAAAUAUAUUCGAAAAAUAUAUUCUUUUGCAGUGUCUUUAAAUCCUUAGUAUUUGUGAUAUUUUGGGAUACUAGCUCUGUUCAUUAUCUGUUUGAUCUACCUCCUGCCACUGAAAAAAAAUCAAAGCACUCCAAGGCUUAUUUUUAAUGAAAUUGUGCAAGCAGGAUCUGUCCCUAAAGUGAUUGUUAAGGGAGUGCAAGAGCUGUCCACAGAUCAGAGCUUGGGCUGCUGUGUUAAAACACCUGUGAUUGCCUCAUCCAGAGGUGUUCAUUGUAUCUGCAACACCCUCUGUGUGGGACCCUCCCAAAAACACACAAAUGACCUUGAAACACUGCAGGUCUAAUUGUAUCAGUCGGUUUUGUUCUCAUCCCUAAGCCUCCGUGCACAGCAUGAGAAUCAAUUGCUGUGAACACCAAUGAAACUGUUAUUUUGGGUAUCUCACCUCUGUGAAUUUGGCAGCGCAAAUCUGGUUCCAAGGUGAUGUGAAUUUUCAUGGGUUUGGAUUUUCAGCCUAAAAUGAACCCACCAUCCUCACAUUGGACACCUUGGUGAGCUUUUGUGCAAAUAGCAGGGCUUUCUGCCACGACUGUGAAUUUAUCUGGGUGUCCCAGAGGCCUGAAUGCUCUGUAAAUGCAUUAUUCCCUCCCAGACCCCUGAGUGAGGCCUGAAUGUUCUGUAAAUGCAUUAUUCCCAUCAGGAUGCUGAACUCUUGCAGGCUGGAGGCAGCUCAAUGUCGGCAAACCGUUGAGGAGCCCAGCAGGGUAGAUAAAAGGGACCUGGUUCAUCUUCUGGCCCCCAGCAGUGAAAAAUCCACAAACUUUUCCAAGACUCCAUGGCUGUGUCUAUCCUCAUGAAAUAAAAAAUGCCAUGCCCUGCUCUGUUAGUCCUCAAACAGCUGGGGUUAACAGGAGUGGGCCCUACACUGACUUUUACACAGCCCAAACACUGUUUGCAAAAGCUCUGGCUCUGCUGGGCUGCAGCUUUCCCAUUUAGCAGGGAAGAAAAUUGUUUCCCAGUUUUCCUGGCCCGUGCCCAGGCUCUGUUUGAUUUAUCAAUACAGACACAGGCUGCAGGUAUCUGUUAAACUCAGGACAUCUGAACCAAGCCUGGGGUCUGGAAGGCUUUAAAUCAAGACACAUGUUUUAGGAAGGCUGGCUGAACUUUCCCUGAAAAUAACGUUUACCUGUGAAAGCAAAAUCAAUCUUUACUGUUGAAAAAAAAAAAAAAAAACCAAAUUCCUUGCACGGCCUCUUUGCUUAAUUUUUGUUGCUGUUCUUUCUCAAAAAGCUUUUGUACAGCUCUGCAGCUUUUCCAAGCAUAAUCACGAGCAGGUACAAGCCUAUAUGGCUGUCAGAUUUGAGAAAUAAAGAAUUUGAGCUAUUCCAAAUAAUACUCAUAGCUGUGAGCAGUUUUUAAACAAGGCACAGGCUGAAAUCCAUUUAGCACAACGUGCCUUGGUUAUUUCAAGACUCUCAACAUAUUUGUGACUAUGACAGGCAGUUCAAACACAUUUUGCAAGCAGACAAAGACAUUUGCCAAAUUCCUCUUGGGUUGCAGACUUCUGGCCCAGGCUGGGGUCAAAGAGUGUGGCAUCCCUGGCACUGAGCACCUUCAGGGUUGAUGUUUUUUGUGUUUACCAGCUCCAUUUACCAAAUACACCCUGGCAAUCCCUGCAGUGCUCCAGAUGAGGUGACUUUGCUCCAUUCCCACACUGACAUCUUGCAGGAUGCUGCUCUCUCCCAUCUAGACCAGUUUUAGCUGUAUGAAUUCCUUGGAUGCUGUCUUGUUUUCUCUGCCUGUUCCUCUGGUUUCAGGCUGUCUCAUUUUAUGUUUUUAGCCUCCAGCAUGUCCUCAUGUAUUAUAAAUUUGUGUUGUGUUAUGGCAGCCAAAAAUCUGGUCCUCCACGGGUGUUCCUGAGAAAAUUCCUGCUCUGGGAAUAUUUUUAUCACUCCUUUUUUUGUUAGAUAUGCUUUUUCCAGCCUUCAGCUGGCAGCAUUUAGAUGGAAGUUACUAUUCUUAGAAAUGCUUUCAGGCUGUAGUAUCCCAGUAAAGAAGUAAUUCUCUGGAGACUCAGUGAUACACAUAGAUGAGAUAAUAAUUUUUUCUCUCCCUCGCUCACAAAUUAACUGAUGAUCUCUCUUUUGUCACUGCUUUGGGACAGAAGCCUUUAAAAUCCAUCCCAAUUAUGUCUUCAUCUACUGCAGAGAUUUUUAAUGUAGUCUCAGGUUGGCUUUUUCUCUCUUUACAUAGAGAUAAAUUCUAACAGGCUGGUACAAAACACACCCCCAGGUUAAUGGGCUGAGCAGGUGCUCUUGUUGUGAGCAGCACUUUGGGAAGCUCUGGAGGCUUCACUUGGAAGAAUAACAAGGCCAGCAAGAUUCUGAAGGCUUCAAAUGCUCAAUUUUCAAAUCCUCAGUUUUAUAGCCAUAUAUAAAGAGCCAUAAACUCUCUGAAAUCAAUGCCAUUAUUACCAUUUGAACCAGCCACAGCCUGGGUAAAGACUGUGUAAGAGGCUAAAGGUUUCACUUGGAAACUGAAUGUAUGAUUUUUGUUGGGAUUGCAGGAAGACUUUAAUGUCCUGUUGGCCUCCUUACUCUAUUUUAACUUGUUUUGAGAUGUUGCUUUGCUUACUGUGUGCAUUAGUUAAGACUUUAAGUCCUUCACACUUCUUUUGUUGUUUUUCUUCAUGGAAGCUUGCAUAUGAUCUGAAAAACGCUGAAGGCUCUUAAAAAUAACUUGAAGCAUUAUUAUUUACAAUUAAAUAAAAGAUUUGGAAAGCAGAUUCUACUCUUAAGAAAUCGAGAAGGUUCCAUUGUUACAGGUCAAAAUCAGAGGCCAUUCUGAAAGAACUGGAUGUAGAAAAUGCCAAACUGUAUCUGGCCAAAGGGAGUGGAAGGACACUGGUGCUGAAAUCCUUCAGCUCUCAGAAUUUGGAGCACAAAGUACCUAUUUUAAUUAAAAGAGAGGAAUAUGUGCACAUGUACCAGGGAGAGCUGGUUAUGUAAGUGGGAGAUAAUGAACCUGAGUCCAAGAACUGGCUGUCUCAGGUGAUUGGCAGUUCUGUCCACACUUCUGUGUCAAACUCUGUGUUCUCAGCAGAAGGGAAUGUUUUAUUAAUCACUUGUUUCUGUCAGGAAGUGUGGUACAUCCUGAACUGUGCCACCCCAGUGUUCCUCACAGAGGUGACCUAUCUACACAGUGCUGGCUGGAUUUUGGGGUUCUGAGAAUUGGGGAAGGCCAGCAAAGCUGAUAUCCUGGUGGGAAUCUCUUACAGACCACCCAGCCAGGAUGGAGAGGUAGAUGAAAUGUUCAAUUGGAAGUCUUUUGAUUGAUGCCCCUUUUCCUGUGGGAGACUUUAACUUGCCAAAUGUCUGCUGGAAACACAGCACAGCAGAGAGGAAAAAAUCCAGGAGGUUCCUGAGGUGUGUGGGAGGUAAUUCCUGACCCAGCUGGUGAGGGAACCAGGCCCUGGUGAUGCCCCACUGGCCCUGUGUGUCAGCAGAGAAGGGCUGGUGGGUGAUGGGGUUGUUGGAGAUGCUCUUGGGCACAGUGAACAUGAAGUGAGAGGUUCUGGUUCUUGGGGAGAAGUUUUGAAAGGUUUUGAAGUGAGAGGUUUUGGUUCUUGGGGAGAGGUUUUGAGGUGAGAGGUUUUGGUUCUUGGGGAGAGGUUUUGACAAGUUCUGGUUCUUGGGGAGAGGUUUUGAAAGGUUUUGAGGUGAGAGGUUCUGAUUCUUGGGGAGAGGUUUAGAGAUGAGAGGUUUUGGUUCUUGGGGAGAGGUUUUGAGGUGAGAGGUUCUGGUUCUUGGGGAGAUGGAGGGGUGGCAGGAGAACUUUGCAGGGCAGACUGUGCUUGAGAGCUGGGCUGGCAGAGUCCCUUGGGAGGCAGCCCUGAAGGUCUGAGAGGUCCAGGAAGACACAGAGAUUCUUAAGGAGGAAUCCUAAAGGCACAGCAGGAGCAGGCCAUCCAUGCCCAUGUGCCAAAGGACAUCCAGAGGGGCAGAAGGUCUGGCCUGGCUGAGCAGAGAGCUUUGGCUGGAGUUCAGGGAACAAAACAGGGUGUGUGACCUUUGGAAGAAAGGGCAGGCAGCCCAGCAGGGCUGCAGGGACACUGUGAGGUUAUUCAAGGAGAAAUUAGAAGGGCCAAAGCCCAACUAGAACUUAAUCUGGCUACUGCUGCAAAAGACUAUAAAAAUAUCUCUGUAAAUAGAGCACUAAGGAGAGUCUCCAUCCUUCCUUGGAUUUCCUUUAUUUCCUACCAGAACAGCCCCAUGGGGUGCAGCUGCUCAGGAAUUUCUGUGUGCACAUCCAUUUAUAAUGCAGGAUCAUGUGAGAAGCUGUUGGGAACUUGAAGCAGGCAGAGAAUGACACCUGUGUCAUGUCCUGUGUGACAGCUUGUGGCAGGCUGGUCACUGCAGUGCCACACAGCUCUGGGGAGAGCAUUCAGUGAGUGCUGAGUGCCACUGGAGCCCGUCAGGAGCUCUGCCAUUUGGGAGCAGGGGCAGUGGCAUUUUCAGGGAUGGGAUUCUGCUGCCCUCCUCCCAAAUUCCUGUUCCCAUAACCCAUAACAGAGGGCUUGGUGUGGGGGAUCCCACUGAGUGAUUCUUGUCAGCCCACGUAGAACUCUUCAUAUCACAUGUCUAAAAGUUUCAGUUUUGAGCCUGCAAACAUGGCAAGUUUCAUUUUAAUUCUGUUUAAUGCUUUAUUUCUGUCUGUACGUAUUUCGCCUAGAGUUUCUGAAGGAGUAAUUGUACUGUAGAGCACAAAAUUUAACUGCAGUCUUUUUGUUAUUUCGAAAGCUUACAAAGAAUGAUCAUUUUAUGCAGUUGUCAGCUGUAGAACCUUUCUUUAAGAGAUUUAGACCAGCCAGGAUGUGUCUCCCAUGGCACAAACCGUGGCCAUGGCUCAGCCUGCAUUCUCUGCAUGGCUGUGCCUUCAGGACACAUCCAGAUUUUCCUGGUUCUUUUUCUUUUGUUUUCUUUUUCUCCCCCUGGGGGCUCCCAUGCAGCUCAGCCCAUUCCUAUCAAUGGCUUUUGUCCCUUUUUUCUGGCCGUUCAUGGCUGCUGUCCAGUGGGGUGUGAGAAUGAGCUGCUUGGGGAGAGUGCAGGGUGGGUAAAGGUGGAGGGAUGACUUUGAGGCAUCCUUGAGCUACCAAAACCCCAACGUGCUGGAUCUCUGUGUGUGCUUCACUCAAAAAAAUUCAAAAAUGUCUUUUUCAGCAGAUUGCAAGGCAACAUGGAGGCUUCUGCUUUUAAAGGUUAAUGGGGUUUUCUACUUCAGUGGCAUCUGUGAUGUCUUUUUUUUGACCCUGUUGUAGCUUAUUUUAGUGGAUUAUUUUAAAGUAAUCUUUAUACAAACUCCCAUUACUUCCAGAAACAAACUUUCCUGGCCUCAGUGAUAAUUAUACCAACCUUUCCAAAUGUGAAUCAGUUGUUGAACAUUUUUUUAAAAAAAAAUAUGGAAAAAAUUCUCCUAAAUUAUGGCAAAAGAAAAUUAAAUUUGAGACAAUUACACUGAUACACCUUAAAAGAAGAAGAUAACAAGUCCUGCAGUGGGGCCAAGCCUUCACCUGUGUCAGUUAAGAUUUAUCAAAUACCUUUUCUGAGUCAGCUGACCUUAUUGUGAGAUCCUGCCCUUGAACCUGUUACUGAAUUAUUUAACAUUUGGUUCUUUUGUUUUUCAAAGCAAGAGUCAAUGCAAGGUAUGAUUUUAAAAUCAGCGUGCUAAAGUGUGCAUAUUCUGAAUAUCUAAUAUGUCAUUGUUGUCUCUUGUUUCUGUAAUGCAUUUGCAUUACUAUGAAUCAAUUUUAUUCUGCUUCUCUAGAGACUAUUGCUGCCUGCACGCUGUGAUAUAUUUGCACUGUUGUAGAUAUAUAUAUAUACAGAUAUUGUAAUUAUAUUAUACAAACCAUGUCUUUUUCAGGUUGCUUGUUACCUUUGUAGUUUAUGCUUCCUGGUACAGUGGACCUGAGUAAAAAUGUGGGAUGUGGGGCAUUCUGAUGAUAUAUUACAGUAAUAGAGAAAUCUUUGUAUAUUUCUGUAUACUUAAUACCUGUAAGAAGAGAUUUGUAUGUGCAUUAUUUUCCAGACUUAGGGCUUUGUUUUCUGAGACUAGAGAACAUUUAUGAUAAUGUAACACACACACACACACAGAGAAAAAAUCAAAUAAAGUGUUAUUAUUUUCAGACAGA
Zonotrichia leucophrys gambelii is the source of this 9101-nucleotide messenger RNA. RefSeq names its product ATP binding cassette subfamily G member 1 (gene ABCG1). NCBI's taxonomy places the organism in Eukaryota, Metazoa, Chordata, Aves, Passeriformes, Passerellidae. Gene Ontology annotation, biological process: transmembrane transport; cholesterol homeostasis; cholesterol efflux. The transcript has 15 exons. Gene Ontology annotation, cellular component: membrane. The record is from RefSeq and is a predicted model, not a curated record. The coding region runs from base 189 to 2123 and encodes 644 amino acids. Gene Ontology annotation, molecular function: ABC-type sterol transporter activity; ATP hydrolysis activity; ATP binding.